UGUCCCGGGAUGCUGAGGGUGUCGGUGUGUGUGUGUGUAUUUAGCUAUCCACGUUCCCGAGCAUCUGUGCUUCAUGAAAGAUAUGGGAUGACAUUUUCUUCAUUAAUGUCGUAGCAAUACGACGACAAAUCCUUAUUCGACUGAUCAACACCAAACUGGCUCCGGGCUGACAGAAUCUCGCUCGUGUGGGUUGAAUGAAGCCUGUUAUGGCUCUCCGGAGAAAGCAGGAGAACAAAGCUUUCAUUUCAGAGCUCAACCCAUCAGCAUCCAGCCUUGUGUCUGAAAAACCUGAAAAAAUCUCUGGGGAUGGAGACGAUCCAAAUCUUGAGAAGCCUGGCCGCAGCAAGCAUGACAUCCAGCCGUCUUCGCCCAUGCGGGCCAGAUCCAGUCUAACCGAUGGAUCUGAGGAUGAAUCAAGCCCUCCUCAACCUGACAGCAUGGAUGAAGACUCGCUGUCCGAAUAUGAGAACAUAGCAUCUGGGGAAGAGGAAGGGGAAGAGCAUGACUACGAGGAAGAUCUCCAAACCGAAGCGGAUAGGAUGACCUACUAUGUCCACUGCUGCCCUGAGGAUGAAAGUUACAUGGAAGGAAUGGACUGCCAUGAAGGGCCGGAUGGUGCUGAGGGUCCCGGCACAUCCCGGGACCUCGGAGUAAACUCCAAGCCGGAGGCUUGGGGGCCCUCGGAAGGUUUCUACGAGGUCGUUCAGAAAGACGCAACAACGUUGGUUUACAAACGUCCUGAGCCUAUCACGGAGACCACUUUUGUGCAAGCUCCUAUGGCUGAGGAUGAGGAGGACGACGAGGAGACGGAGGAAGAGUUGGAGGAUAGCGAGGAAGAAGACGACGGGUAUUUCUUCUACAAGGAUGCAGAGGAGAACAACAAUGGGAUCCGUCAUAAAGGUGAUGAUGGCUUCGCAAUUCGUACCCAAGAUUUCAAUCGUGGGCAAGGGAGGAACCAGGACAACCCUAAACAUUCAAAAGACGUCACUCCGGGGUCAAGUUACACUCAUAGGGGAAGAAUCGGAAAGGAUAGUCCAAAAGAUCGUGAUGUCCCAGGAGUCAAAGGAGGCAGAGAUGACCCCGGCCAAAGCUCCAGAUAUCAAGGACAGAAGACGGAGAGAGAACACAAAAGAGACCAGGAUGCCGGUGGGGUCACCGCAAAAGCCAAACAAGCAGAUCCCGAGGACAGCGUGGUUUGGAAAAAAAGACAUUCAUUAAAAAACUCCAGAGAGGACAAUAGGGACAGAGAGGAGAUCUAUUCACAACAACAAAGAAAAAGUCCCGGAGACAGCAAAAACAGACCUGCGUGUAGUCACAAACCAAAGGGUGCGAAUGGAAAGCAAAGCUUUGAUGUUGAUGAAGAACAGCUGGAGAAGCAAGUGAAAGCCAAAUCGAAGGUUGUGCCACAGAACUCAGGGAGAGACAAAGGUGGAUGUCAACACACAAAUGAUGAGAGAGGGACUCCUGAUGGUUCCAGGACCUCUGAAUCUUCAUCAUGCAGGAGAAACAGCCAACCAAGAGUCUGUGAGACCACGUCUGUUCAGUCCAGAGAUAAACAAAUGCAGAAAGACUUGGCCAAACCCACUGAAGAGAAGUCAAGGGUUAGUCAGGAACAGGUUUGUCAGAGUAGUCCGAAUGACCGAAGAACAGAAACACCAGCUGGACAAAACAGAGAGCCACCCCAGAAAAAUCCUUCUUUCCCGAGCUUUGUUGAUAUCCCUGGUCCAUGUGAGCCAGAGGAUCUGGUCAACGGAAUCAUCUUUGCAGCAAACUACCUCGGCUCUACCCAGGUGCUGUCCGACAGGAACCCGUCCAAAAGCAUCCGCAUGAAACAAGCGCAGGAAGCUCUUGACUGUGUUAAGUCUGUAGAGGGUGAUGCUCACAGCUUGACAGAGAUCGACUUGUUCAUAUCGACCAAAGCAAUCAAGGUGCUCAAUGCUGAUACACAGGAAACGAUGAUGGACAACGCCCUCCGCACCAUCUCGUAUAUCGCAGACAUCGGUAACGUGGUGGUCCUUAUGGCCCGCAGGCGUCUGUCAAACUCGUCUUCUCUUGACUGCACUGAUUCGGGCCUCGCCGGAGAGAACCGGAAGCAGUACCGCAUGAUCUGCUACGUCUUUGAGUCUGAAGAUGCCCAGCUUAUCGCACAGUCCAUUGGUCAGGCGUUCAGCAUGGCCUACCAAGAGUUCCUCCGGGCCAAUGGGAUCAACCCCAAGGACCUGAGCCAGAAAGACUACAGCGACAUCCUGAACUCACAGGAGAUGUAUAAUGACGACCUCAUCCAUUUCUCCAAUUCUGAAAACUGUAAAGAGAUUCAGCUUGAAAAGCAGAAGGGAGAGAUUCUGGGGGUGGUGAUCGUGGAAUCGGGUUGGGGCUCCAUCCUCCCUACCGUCAUCCUGGCCUGCAUGCUGAACAACGGUCCAGCCACCCGCUCGGGCAAACUCAAUGUGGGCGAUCAGAUCAUGGCCGUCAAUGACACCAGCCUCGUGGGCCUGCCCCUUUCUACCUGUCAAGGCAUCAUUAAGGGUCUCAAGAAUCACACCCAGGUCAAACUGAGUGUGGUCAGUUGCCCACCUGUAACCACUGUCAUCAUAAAGAGACCAGAUUUACAGUACCAGCUCGGCUUCAGCGUGCAGAACGGCAUAAUCUGCAGUCUGAUGCGUGGAGGUAUUGCAGAACGGGGAGGGGUGCGUGUCGGCCAUAGAAUCAUUGAGAUAAACGGACAGAGUGUGGUCGCCAUGGCGCAUGAGAAAAUCGUCCACGCCCUGUCGGUAUCUGUAGGAGAGAUUAAAAUGAAAACUAUGCCCGCUGUCAUGUUCAGGCUGCUGACUGGACAGGAAACUCCGGUGUACAUCUGAUGAACCCAACAAUGUGAACAUUUUUGCUGUGAAGUUGAACAAGUUUACCGGUUUACAGUUCUUUCUCCCAAAAAAUUACUGAAACAUAUUGAAGAGCAAUGACUUGCUUGAUAUACAGCCGCGAUACGUGCAUGAACACACACAAACUGAAUCACAUCAUUUCUUGUAUCAAAGGCGUGCUGUUCUUUAUUACUUGUUUAUUUUGAGAAUUUAAGAAAUUGUUUUUCUGUACCAGAGUAGAUGCUUGUUUUAUUAGUUUCUACUGUAUAAACGUCAUGUGGCUUUGGAUUAAGCCCAAAAUCCUCUUGAACUAAAACAGAAUAGAAUCUGUUACAGAAUAUGUGUAAAUAUUGAAGCAACUGCGCUCGAGAUAACAAUUACUGUAAGCCACGUAUGAUCAAAUAAUGUUGGACAUUAGCAAUACAAAAACACACUACAUUAAUUCAAAACACACAAUUCCCAAACUCAAAGGUUAGUAAAUCGACUUAAGCAUGCUAAAAUCCAAAGAGAACGGUUCUGUUUGAUAAAAAGCAUACAUUGUAUAUUAGGUUUUCAACAUCUCUGUGAUAAAUUAGCCUACAUGGGUACUGUACACUGUGAAUGAACCAUUUCUGUAGAUAUAAGCAUGCCUGAUUCAAAGACUAAAAUAUAACUAAUGAAAUCCUUUCACGUUUAUGCAUGAGGUUAUAGAAUGAAUGACAUAAUGAAUCAAUUCAGACUGAAAUGCAAGUGUGAUUUUUACGGUUUAAUAAGAAAGCAAUUAAACACCAUUUUUAGCUUUGCUCACAUCUUAGUAGUAGGAACAUAAGCAAUAGCCAGUCACUGGAUUUCAUAAUUGUGUUACUUGGGAAAUUCCACAUUCCUCAGGUGGCUCACAUUAAUAAUUAUUAUUAUGCAAAUAUUGAAAACGCAACAAGCCGUUAUUGUAAUUUCCAUUAUGGUAUCAUCACAGUGAAUAAUAGAAAAAGAAAAGAAUGAUGACAUUGGAGAUUGUGUUUUAUUGGUUUAAUAGAAGUAGUAUUAUGUACAUAUUUACAAAUCAAUACGCAGGAGCAAUAAAAACAUUUCU
Molecule: messenger RNA, 3927 nt
Organism: Triplophysa dalaica
Lineage: Eukaryota; Metazoa; Chordata; Actinopteri; Cypriniformes; Nemacheilidae
Gene: apba2a
Product: amyloid beta (A4) precursor protein-binding, family A, member 2a
Biological process (GO): chemical synaptic transmission
Cellular component (GO): dendritic spine; plasma membrane; cytoplasm
Molecular function (GO): amyloid-beta binding; protein binding
Source: RefSeq, a predicted model, not a curated record